CAAACGUGCCUAACCAUUCGAUACAAAACGGGAAUCUUGAUUCGCCAAAACCCAUUUUAGCGUCGUCGCGUUGGAGAGGGAGCAAUGGCUGAUUUUACUACAUCUACUCACAGAGCAAAAUGGAUAUUCACUCCGCAAGAUCUCAAAGAAAAAUACAAGGCUGCUAAUCAAAGAGCUAAGCAAGCACUGGAGAAGUAUGGAGCAACUCGAAUGGAAGUCGACAUUGAUGGUUCAUUCUCUUAUGCCGAACCUCACAAUGAUAGUGCUGAGAAGCAUUCUCGUCCAAAACCACUAAAGACUGAGGAAGAAAAACUUCUCCGGGCUUUCUACGAGUUCAAAAUCCAAGAUGUAUGUGAUGCCUUCAAGUUCCCACGCAAAAUUCAGGCAACAGCUCUUAUUUAUUUUAAAAGGUUUUAUCUGCAAUGGUCUGUGAUGGAACAUCACCCAAAGAACAUCAUGUUAACCUGCAUAUAUGCAGCUUGUAAGGCAGAAGAGAAUCAUGUAUCAGCAGAGGAGCUUGGUAAAGGGAUUGAGCAGGAUCAUCAGAUGAUCCUCGAUAAUGAAAUGCUGGUUCUUCAGAGUCUAGGAUUUGAUCUUAUCGUUUAUGCACCAUAUCGUGCACUUGAAGGCUUUGUCAAUGAUGUGGAGGAGUUCUAUGGAGAAAGAGACGAGCAAUCCGAGAAGAUUAAGGAUUUGCAUGUAUCUGCAAAGGUGGAAGUAGAUAGAAUUAUGCGUACAGAAGCACCCCUUCUAUUCCCUCCUGGGCAGCUGGCAUUGACAGCCUUACGGAGGUCUUGCAAUGUGCAUAAAUUUUUUGACUUUGAGAGAUACCUGAAAAGCAUGCUGUCGAGGCAGAAUCCUGCUUUUCCCAUUUCAGAGUUCAACAUUUCCUUGAAUGCCAUCGAUACUAUGAUAAAUAGGCUGGAGACGCCUACUUCCAAAGAUGUAAAGCAUAUCGAUAGGAAACUCAAAUCAUGUUUGGAUCCAAGUUCUCAUGACAAGAGUAAAAAACGAAAGCACAGAUCUAAGGAGGGUUCAAAUGAAAUGCAAUGAUCUCUUUAUCCCGACUCUUAAGUCUAUCUAAUUCCUUGAGCUUGUGUGUCGACAUAUUGCGGCAGUUAACCAGAGUAUGGUUGGAGAUUUCACAACAUUUUGUUGCAUCUUCUGCUGAGGGAACAUCUUCCAUGAAAUGUUCGGUGUGGUGUGGUAUUGCCUGGACAAAACUAUGAGAAAAUCUUUAUAAACAAUUGAUAUCUUACAAUAUUAGACAACAGGGAAAAAGUUAAAUUUUAAUGUGAAAAGCAUUUGACAUUCUUGUAAUUUCUGAAAAGAGGUGAUUAUUUUUAGAGUAAGCGUGUUUUGACUAUGAUUGUAAAUAAGCACCAAGUUACUUUAUUAAUUCCUUGUUUAGAAAUA
This is a messenger RNA of Olea europaea var. sylvestris, 1416 nucleotides long. RefSeq names its product cyclin-H1-1. Gene Ontology annotation, molecular function: cyclin-dependent protein serine/threonine kinase regulator activity. The coding region runs from base 85 to 1053 and encodes 322 amino acids. Gene Ontology annotation, cellular component: nucleus; transcription factor TFIIK complex. The record is from RefSeq and is a predicted model, not a curated record. The transcript has 13 exons. Lineage: Eukaryota; Viridiplantae; Streptophyta; Magnoliopsida; Lamiales; Oleaceae. Gene Ontology annotation, biological process: regulation of transcription by RNA polymerase II; regulation of cyclin-dependent protein serine/threonine kinase activity.